Messenger RNA from Podarcis lilfordi (Lilford's wall lizard), 31917 nucleotides. The record is from the annotation of a GenBank genome assembly. Lineage: Eukaryota; Metazoa; Chordata; Lepidosauria; Squamata; Lacertidae.
GUCACUUCCGGGGCGGCCAUUUUGGAGGCCUUAGCGCCCUAUCGGCUUGCUCCGUGCUCGGGAGGGGGGCAGGCGCUUCGUGCCGGAUCUACCUGCGCUGACAUCGGCGGGGGAGGGGGGGGAGCCACACGAAGCAGCCUGUGGGGCGCUCGGCCGGAGUUGCUGUCCGCCGCCGCCAUCCGCGCAUCGCCGCGCCCGACAGACCCCCCUCCCCUCCCCGCGCCAUGUCGGACUUCGACAGCAACCCUUUCGCCGACCCGGACCUCAACAACCCUUUCAAGGUAAGAGCGGCGGGGAGGCGGCGGCGACGCUUCGGGCCGAGAGGCCGGGCGUGUCGCGUUGACGCGGGUUCGGUGGCGGGGAGGCCCGUGGGCUAAGUUAUCCCCCCCCGUCCCGUGAAUGGACCUGCAAGGUCCUCCCCCUCCCCGCGGAGGCCUCGUCUCCGGCGUGCCCCACCCCCUCCCCCUGGACCCGCCGCGUUUGCCGGGGAGACUGAGGCGCCUCUUUUGUGCUGGCAACGGGAGGGCGAUUCCUCCAUAUCCUCCUCCUCCUCUUGGGGUUUUGUGGCGAAGGCAUGAGCGGGUCCUUGGCGUCUCCGCAGCUCUUCUGUGCUCCCGCUCCGGGGCUCCCUUGUUUUCCCUGCGGGAGGAAAGGGCUCCCCGUUAAGGAUCUCCCGGAUCCGCCGCUCUGGUGUCCAGGUGGGCGGAAGGCGGGAGGGGCGGGUGGCCCUGCGUCCCAAGAGGGACGGCGACCGGCGAUGCGCUCUGCUUCAGGCACCAGACCUGGCCAAUAGAUGCUGCCGGUAACAGCAUCUUCCUCUCCGAUCUCUUAUCUGGCCACACACGGUCCGUAAUGGAAAAUAAUUCCUAGUCGCUUUCAAAGCUGCCAAAAGGUUCCUAAAAGGGAUGCUAGGACUGAAGGUCUCCCAAGAGGCAAUCAUCUCCUUGGGCCGCCACCUGUUAAUAUUCUGUAGAGAAGGCUUUGCUGUAAUUUUUCUUUUUUUUAGCUGACGUUGCAAUUCCUUGCUGCUAUAAAGGUCUGAAGUCAGGAUGUGAGGUCUGACACCGGGCUGGUUUGGUUUGAACUAGGAUUGAAGAAGGCUGGAGUAAUCUUCUGAGCUUAGUUUCAGUGUGUCUUGGGAUCUCUUUCGAGCAGUGACUGUCUUCAGCUUAUUGAUGUAAUAUCUGGAGUAAAGUAGAUGUACAUGUGGGCUUUAAUUGUGGAUGGGGUUUAUAGAAAAGUGGUGAGCAAACAGUUUUCAUGGGAUCUGGUGGAAUUCCCUUCCCAAAGGCUUUUGAAAUAGAAAUUUCAAAAUAUUUUUUCCUUACUAACUUUGAAAGCAUGCUUUCUUAUGUAGACAAUCAUAAGCUUAAUCAGUCCGGCCCUAGUAUAGCACAUAACACAUUAGCAGAGUUAACCUAUGUAGAAUUUUGAAGUUUUAAGGCAGAGCUGUGAAGUCCACUUUCAAAAUAAAUUCAAUGUAUGGUUGCUAUUAUGUUGGUUCUAAAACAUGAUUCUCCACCAACCUAAAUUAACCUAAUAUUUAAAAAAACAAGUCCAAUUGUUGUGGUUCUUUCCCCACAUUUGGUGAGGCUUGUAAAAAUUCUCCCGUGAACUCACAACCUCUAAACUACAGUUCUUAGAGUUGCCUGGGAAGCGGGAGUAACUAUUAAAUCGGGUUAAGUCUGUGAUGCAGAUCAGCCUAAAAAUCAUGACAUCUUGAUAGGUUGGCAGUUCGAAUUCCCACGACGGGGUGAGCUCCCGUUGCUCGGUCCCUGUUCCUGCCAACCUAGCAGUUCGAAAGCACGUCAAAGUGCAAGUAGAUAAAUAGGUACCGCUCCGGCGGGAAGGUAAACGGCGUUUCCGUGUGCUGCUCUGGUUGGCCAGAAGCGGCUUAGUCAUGCUGGCCACAUGACCCGGAAGCUGUACGCCGGCUCCCUCGGCCAAUAAAGCGAGAUGAGUCAGGGGUCAGUCACGACUGGUCAGGGGCCCCUUUACCUAGCCCACAUGUUUGGAUGGCUUUUCUAUUGUGAACUUACUUUAAAGACUGCAGUAGAGACCAUGGGCGUAGCCAGGAUUUUAGUUGGGGGGGGGCAGAACCAAUGUGAUUGGUCAGUUAGUUAAGUAUUUCUAUUGUUUUACUUGAUCUUGGAGGGGCAACUGCCCCCCCUGGCUACGCCCAUGGUAGAGACUUGUAGGACCAGUGUAAGGCAAGGAUGUGUUCUGUGAUAUUGCUUGAUAACUGCGGUUUACGGGAUUUAAUUCAUUCUCAGGUUGUGUAAUGAGCCUAAGUUGCACGAUAACUUUUAAAUUCUCAUUUUCAAUGAAAAGGUUUAGGCUUCCUUUAUAAAAGUCAAGAUAAACAACUCAUGAAUAGAAUCAUAGACUCAGAGAACUGUAGAGUUGGAAGAAACUCUGAAGGUCAUUACUCCAAGUUCUCCAACCCCUUGAAUGUGCAAAACAAAGGAAUUGCUAAGUAUCUAGAUGGGUACAGUUUACUAGAGAGAGCCCCAGUUCUUCUUGUUGUGUACUGCUUACAUUAUCAAAAUUCUAGCUGUCAAUAUUAAAUAAGUCAAACGAGACCUCCAUCUGCAGGUUUCAAAUUCAACUACACGUGUAGUUGAAUGUUUUAGCAUAUGUUGUAAUGAUGGUGUUUCUGCAAUUUCCACUGAGCAAACUUCUGAGGAGCACGUGCCUUUUGCCUGCAUUCCCUUUGUGGCAACUUUCUGUUAUUUUUUCUGCAGUAUCCCUCUCUACAGAGGUGCAUCCAGCAUCUUGAUCAUACAGCUUUCACUGUAUGCUGAAAACACACCUUGAAAAGUUAAAAUUUAUUGUUUUUGGAACCCAGCUCUUUUGCUGAAUUUAUCAUAUUUGCUUCUAUUUUUGUGGUUUUACUUGUUUUAUGGUUUUAUGUUUUUGUAAUUGUAUAUUCUGUUAUUGUGACCUACCCUGAGAACUUACAGUGAAGGGCAAGUAAGAAAUAUUAUAAAUAAAUAAAUUUAGAAGUUGCUGUUCUCUCUCUGUCUCAUCCUUCUGAUCUUACAGCGGAAGAAGGCAUAAUUCACGGAAAGGAGCAUACAUCCAAAUUAUGUUCUUUCUUCCUAGGCAAAGAUAACAAUUAUUUUUUUUAAAAAAAAACCUGGUUAAGAUUGUUUUCUAAUAAGUUAUAAGUACGAUGUAGGUAGACUGUUUUCUGCAAUUGAACACCAACAAAAUGAAGGUUAAGAUGGACAGUGCUACCAUGAUCCCUACAAAAUCUGAGUUUUCUUUUUCCAUUGAAACUUUUUGUUUCAGCAGAAAUCUUUUGACUUUUAUAUAUAAAGUCAAAAGCUGUGUCUUUUUGAUGGAAUUCCAAGCUUCAUUAAGCACAUUGAUAAAAUAUAUGUAACUGUUGUUCAAAACACAUAAACCACUUCUUUAUGUAGUGUUCAUUAUACCUUGUCUGCACUAGGUUUUGUUCAGAUAAGGUGUAAACCAGGCUUCCUCAAACUCGGCCCUCCAGAUGUUUUGAGACUACAAUUCCUAUCAUCCCUGACCACUGGUCCUGCUAGCUAGGGAUCAUGAGAGUUGUAGGCCAAAAACAUCUGGAGGGCCGAGUUUGAGGAAGCCUGAUGUAAACCCCUCAGUCAUCUGAACCAACGGUUCUACCAGCCAGAUUUGGUCUCCAUUAAUUAAAACCUAAAGCUGUGUUUAAAAUUGAUUGCAAGUAGAUUUUAAAUGAAGGGUGUGGUUUUUUCAUUGAAGCUUUCCUGCCUGCUGUAUGCAUCAUCUUGGUUUAAUGAUUUGGGAAAAUGCUUACCGUACUUAAUGUUCAAGCUUUAUAUUUCAUUUCUGUUUACAAGUUUUAUUGAAUGCUUAUGUGAUACCGAAGCUAUAGUGUAUCCUCCAUGAUGGUUGUUAGGGAUAUAAUCCUGAACCAACUUACUGUGAACCUAAGUCCUAUUGAAUUCAACAGACACUUUAGUCAGACUUAAAUAGGACUUAUUUCUGAGUAGAUACAGUUUAGACUGUGCUGCAAAACUCUCAUUGCUAGAUACUGUGUUACACUUCAUUAAAGGAUAAACCAAUUGUGCCUGUACAGUACAGGUAUGGGAAUACUAAAUGAAGCUUUAAUAAUGCCUAAGAGGUGUUAACCUCACACUUGUUUUUCCAAUCAGGGUUGAUCUUAAAAUUCUAAACAGCACAUAAUUUGUUGUGCUGGAUUCGUGGCAGUUCUGUGCCUUAUGAACACGCCCAAAUAUGCUUCCAAGCCAUUACUGUUUUUAACAGCCGUAGCUAUGGGGCUGCAUCUACAGUAUCCAAGUUUAUGGGACUGAACCAAACUGUAUUAAGCCAUUAAAAUAAUCUUUGCUACUUGACAGAGUGGGCUGAUAGCUUGGGUACACAAUUAUAAUUAAUUUGUAGCUUAGUUCACAUCUGUUAGCAUUUUUGGAUAUUUUGCUUAAAUUUAGCUUUAAGAUGAAGAAAAAAUAAAUUACAAGGACUGUUGAAGCCUGAGAAGCAGAUUUAGCAAGCCAAAGGGAAGAAGUUACAUGAAUCAAAGUUUUAUUGAUUUUGCAAAUGACCACCUUAUUUAGUUACAUUUAUUAUGGUUUAACUCGCUUAGAUAUGUAAAUGGUAAGCACAAUGAUAUCUGAUUCCCCUGUAUGCUCCUAUGCUGUUUUGUGUUGAAAUUACCAUUGGCAUAGCUAUGUCAAUAAAAAUAAUUCAUUCAUUUCAUUUCUAAAUACAUCAUUUUAAGAUUAUAAGUUAGACUUUAAAAGAAAAUUAUCUUUAAAUAACAUUUUGGGCUUGGAAAUAGCCAUUUGUCUAGAGUAUAAAUUGCAUGCAGGAGACCAGAAGAAAGACACUUGUGUGUAUUCAGUUCCUUUAUGUUACCAAACACCAUUUGAAAUUAUGUGCCUUGACUUACUAGAUUUACCUUGGAGUGAAAUGGGCAAAAAGUAAUAUGCAAUGGAGCCAAUUCCUGCCUUAUUUUAUUUUCAUCUAGGGAGAAACAGAACACAAGGGACACAAUAGUUUGGAUUGCAUUAAUAACUGCAUCUAGCUCCUAGGCAUGCAAUUCCUCCUUAGGACUUUGAUUUCCUUCUUGAAUUUAGGCUAUGACGGGCCUUUUAAUCAGGAGUGUAAACCAUGAGUUGGUUUGCCUUGAAACUAGAAGAAGAAAUAACAACCUAUGGUUUGCCAAGAAAUAGUCCAGCCAGCUGCACUGCAGUUGCCUUGGCUAAUGGAGCGAAGCUAGCUGGCAGACUGUUCUUGCACUGACUGUCUCUGGUAAACAAGGAAGGAGAAUGUGAUGCUAAGGAUAUAUGACUGCAGGUUACAGUUCUUUCAUUUCCCCAUCUUGAAGACUUUAGAUGAGAUGUCAGAAGGGGGAAAAGGAACAGCUGCUAAUUGCACUGCAUUGUGGGAAAAUGACACAUUCUGGAUAUCAGUUCUCCUUCCUGGAGCUGUGGAAGGAUGUGUGGUGUAUUUGUGUGGUGUGUAAUAGCAGCUCCCUCACUGACAGCUGAGGUGAACUAAUCUGGGUGGAUGCCCUCUGGACCGCCAAGUAUUUUGCAAAAAUGCACGUCCCCCACCCCCGUAAAAUGGGGACCAAUGCAGUCUUCUUUCAGGUAAUGCUGUCCCGUUUCACUUGCCAUGGAAGAAUAAAGUACAGUGGAAAUUAGAAUCCCCAGUGUAAGCUAUAAUGUCUAUUCAACUUUCUAAGCUAGCCUGCCAUGUCAGGUUUGGCUUUGAAUGAAACGCUUAAUGCAAGCUCCGUAUUUCUAGCAGAUAAAACUAAUUGAAUUGCAAGUUAGUGCAGAAGUCAAGUUAAUUACAAGAUGGAAUGUGAAAAAGAAUUGAAGCUUCCAAAGGAAGCUUCCUGGGAUGGGACUGCACUGAAGAGUUGGCAGUCCACAUGGUCUGUUGCAGUGUAAUAGCACCUAGUGCUUGGCUGGCACUAAAAACUUUUUAAGUACCAGCAGCUGUAGAUCUUGAUUCCUACACAUCUGGGUUAGUGUUACAAUAUGCAAACUUUGUUACUUCAGAGUUGCACUGGGAUUUGCUUCCAAUUUUUGUGUGUGUGUAGAAUGCACUUCUAUGUUCUUUAAAUUUGUUAUGGCAGAUUUUUAAAGAAGUAGGAGGAGAGGAUGGGACGCGUUUUUCAGAUUAUUUGAAAGUAGUAGUUUUUGAGCUUUGUGUUAAUUUCAAGAGAACAAUAAUUCACAAAUGGAUCACUUCAGUGUUGAAAUGCAUCUUCGGAGUUCUGGCCAAAUUCCAAAGCAUCAAAACCAGCUUAAGAAAAUCUUUUGUCUUUGUACUCUAAAAAUAACGCUGAAGACUGCUAUGUUUUCAUGGUGACUGUAAUCAAUGUCAAAACCCUUCCUGUUAGGGUAGCUCUUGAAGUCCUUAGAAUAUGCAAUUGGAAGUGUAUAGGAGCCAUUUUGCACACUAUAAGGAAGCAGUAAUAGAGAAUGCAUGAGUAAAGCUGGUUCAUGUUAUUUCACAAGGAGCUGUUAUACACAAUACCAGGAAGCAUGGCAGGGAAGCAUGUAUCACUUGUGUCUCUUUUUCCCUUGCAUGGUGAAGCAGUCCUAAGUUAGUGUCAUAAGUAUUUCUGCCAACCAAAACUAGAUGAGUUUAAAAGCUUCCUUGCUUUCACCCAAAGGUGGCUUUGCAAAGCACUUUGCAGAGGAAAGUCACAAGAAUUUCAUUACUAAAGCUGAAGAUUUCUUCUUUAGCACAGUAUAAGAAUAAGUUCCUCCUAGUCACUUUUCCAGAGGUUCUUUUCUUGCACAAACAAUGGGUAUACUAGAGCGUUUAAAAAUAGUCUAGUAUGUGUUGCAUGUUUCAGGGUGGUUGUUUUUUUCAAAUUGGCAGAUGUUUUGAACACCACUGCCAUAAGAAGGCAGUGUGGGGUAGUGGCAAAUCUUUUGCACUCAAAGGUAGGAAAUUCAGGUUAAUGAAACUCACUGGGUGUCCUUGGUGAAGUUGUUGUGCUUGGCUAAUUUGGCAAUUGCUGCAACCCUUGGGUGGAUGGAAAAUUCCUAAUAGAAGGAACUUAUAAGGACUGAAUUGGCAGUGGGGGGAGGAGUUGAAUUUAUUCAAUUUAUCCCUGUCACAGAUGCAUCUGUGUGGAGAGAUGGCAUUGGCUGUGUCUUCCCUCUAAAUGUCAAAACUGGUAGGGUUGUAUGUGUGCUGCGCACAGUGUUAGAAACUGAAAUAGGAAAACUAGGAGCUUAAACCUGGGUUAUGGGUGCAGCAACAGAAUGUCUAGGUGCGUUUUUUAUAAUGAUAAUACAAAGCUGAAAAUGAAUGAACAGCAGCUAAAAUAUUAUGUUCAUUUUUCACAUCGUCUAGUCCUUACCCUGUCCCCACCCCCCUUAUAUUCUUCAAAGGGUCUCUUCUCCAGUCUUCAGAGAUUAGCUGGAAGUGGGGAGGCAGACAAAGGUCCUCCUUUCCUUCCACUCUGCAGUUUUAAUCUGAAACCUUAGGCACAGUACUGGGCCCAUAGCUCAGAAACUGCUCGCGCUAAUGAAAUUCCCUGUCACAAAAUGCGCCUAGAACAAUGGGAAUUUUGAACACUGGCAGCUGCCAGAGAACACUGAAAGCAGAAAGUAGCGGGCAAGCAUGCUUCAGCUGAUGGGCUUGGGUUAGGCUAGGGUGGUCUAACUUAUAGCCCAAGAGCUGCAUGUGGCUCUCAACACCUUUUUUGACAACCCUCAGCAACAUUUGACACCCCACUCCAAGCCCUUGUGCUGCUUUCCCAAAACCAGGUAAGGCGGGUGCUGGGUUUUGGAAAGGAGGCAUGAGGGUUCUUACAGGGUCCUAGAGUCCUCCUCUCUCCUUCCCAAAGCCUAGUUAGCUCUUUCCCAGCUUUGAGAAGGAGAUGGGAGGACUCUAAUAAGGUUACCAGAUGUCCCUGUUUCCCGGGGACAGUCCCCGGAUUCACAAAUCAGUCCCCUGACAGAAUCCAUUGACAUUCAAAAGUGUCCCCGGAUUCAUUGAAAAAAAUCUGGUAGCCUUACUCUAGGACCCUGCCAGAGCCUCACGCCUCCUUCCCAAAGCCCUGGUGCCUCACUUAGCCAGCUUUGGGAAGGCAGUUCAAGGGCUGCAGGGGGUGGGAGCUCAAAUUUUGGCCUCAUCCCCCCCACCCUCAGGCCACAAGGCAGUGUGCAGUUUGCAAGUUCUGUGUCACAGUACUCUUGCAGCCUACUUGCUGUGAACAGUUGGGCUGCCCUGGGUUAGGCACAAUGGAAGUAGUACAGUAGUAGUAGUAGUAGUAAUAAUAAUAAUAAUAAUAAUUAUUAUUAUUAUUAUUAUUAUUAUUAUUAUUAUUUAGCCACUCUGGGCAGCUUCCAGCAUAUAUGAAAACAUAGUAAAACAUUAACUUACCUAUACUGUACAGUGCUGCCUGCAAAUAUUUCCUAAAUGUUAUAUAAUUACUCAUCUCCUUAACAUCUGAUGGGAGGGCAUUCCACAGGGUGGGCACCACUACUGAGAAGGCCGUCUGCCUGGUUCCCUGUAGCUUUGCUUCUCGCAGUGAGGGAACCGCCAGAAGGCCCUCAGAGCUGGAUCUCAGUGUCUGGGCUAAAUGAUGGGGGUGGAGACGUUCCUUCAGGUAGACAGGGCCGAGGCCGUUUAGCACCAACACUUUGAAUUGUGCUCAGAAAUGUAUGGGAGCCAAUGUGAUUUAAGUUUAACUUCAGCUUAUGGGGUAAAAGGAGGGAGGAGUUUGCACAGUGGAUAUGCACAUUCAGGUAUUCUUCCUCUGAGCCAGGUCCACAUAUCUCACCUCAAUUUUUUUUUUUAGCCUGCAGUGGACUAUAUGGGGUGUCACUAAAAAAUGGCUUCGAAGUAUAUGUGCUCUGCUUCCGUGUGUGUGUGUGUGUGUGUGUGUGUGUAUGGGUCCCCAGUGGUUGAGUGCUAAAAACUCUGAUCUGUAUACAUUCUUAGAAUUUGACGGAUUCAUGCCCUAUAUGAAGAUUACAUUGUGCUGUCUCCUACAUUUCAUAUUUUGCACAGUGUAAUGAUGGCUAUUGUGACAGGCAGGAGCCCAUUCAUUGCCUCCAAAAUUUCAUUGGAUAUGUGUUUUAUAUUUCAGUUUCUCAGUGACAGUGUGCAGCUGAAAAUUGAGCUCUCAUUUAUAUGCUCAGGAGGAGCAGCAUUCCUCAUAAAUCAGCUGUGUGACAGAUGGGGCAUCUCACAAAUCAUGUUAAUCUAGAUUUGUAAGAAGAUCAGGGUGAAAUGAGGUGACCUACAGAAUAGGAAGAAUGAAAACAUGAAUGAGUUUCUAUUUCUACAUCAAAUAAAGGCAGGUCUAAAAGUGAAAAUAUUAUCAUAUUGGGAAAAUAACUAUUUUUCUGUUUAUUACUAACAUUUGUUACAAGCUUCUAGCACUGUUAUUUUUUAAAGCAAGGUAUCAUAAAUUUCUCUGUUGUAGGAAUUGAUAUAUAACUCUUAAUAGGUAGUUUAUUUUGUCAAAUACAACUGUGAUAUUUGCUCACUCCGUCAUUAUUGUACUGAAAACUAACCUAAGAAUUCUAACAGUGCCGUGUACAUUCCUUGGCAUUUGCUGGGACUGAACUACAGAGCAAACAUAAAGGGAGGGAAUCAGGGUGAUUAGAAAGCUAGUGAACCAGAAGUAAUUUUUUCUUUCGCUUGUCUUAUGCUGCUUGUUUUAAGAUUGUGCUCAAAGAUGGAACGUUGGAACGUCUGCAACUUCAUAUAAAUAAAAGGAAUGCAGAGGGGAUCUCUCUAAUUAGUCUGUUUCAGUUUAGAUAGCUGUGUUGUGAGCUCUAGGAAAGCAGUAAUUUAUUUUGGACAACAGCUACAAACUUGGGUUAGAAGGUUAUUAUCUUAAAUGUAGAUGGGCUGGGAUUAGUAUUAGCACAUGCAGUGCACAGUGCUUUCUCUAACCUACUUCUCUCUCUGUUUAGGAUCCUUCAGUUACACAAGUGACGAGAAAUGUUCCUCCAGGAUUAGAUGAAUACAACCCUUUCUCAGAUUCAAGAACAGUAAGCAUUCUUCUUAAUAUCAAAUAAACCUUUCUCAUGUGUAAAUCUAUGUGACACUUUGGUUUCUUUAUAAACUUACAAAUUAAACUUGUGUAUGUUAUGACCAAGGGACGCGGGUGGCGCUGUGGGCUAAACCGCUGAGCUUAGGGCUUGCCGAUCAGAAGGUCGGCGGUUCGAAUCCCCGCGACAGGGUGAGCUCCUGUUGCUUGGUCCUUGCUCCUGCCAACCUGGCAGUUCGAAAGCACAUCAAAGUGCAAGUAGAUAAAUAGGUACCAUUCCGACGGGAAGGUAAACGGUGUUUCCAUGUGCUGCUCUGGUUGGCCAGAAGCGGCUUAGUCAUGCUGGCCACAUGACCCGGAAGCUGUACGCCUGCUCCCUCGGCCAGUAAAGCGAGAGCCGCAACCCCAGAGUCAUCUGCAACUGGACCUAACGGUCAGGGGUCCCUUUACCUUUACCUAUGUUAUGACCAGUCAUUUUUAUAGUAGCCUGUUGAAGGCAACUGUAAAGAUGCCAUUCUUAAAGAUUAUGGCAUUCUACAAGUAUCAGUUUUCUCUCAUAGUGAACUGGGGAGAUUGAGGGCUGGUGGGAUUGAAGCCCAAACUGGUGCACUGAGAUAAAAGAAGGGGAGAAUUAACAUGGCCGGCACUCCAGUGAUGAUUUUUAGUAAUUGCUGAGUGGUUGGUGUGUGUGUGAGAGCAAAAAUGUGCAUGCUUUGCCCUCCAUUGUCCUGUGGUGUGUUGGGGGAUGUCCCCCGUUCUUUUUAAAGUGAUUUGUUCUUCUACAUACCUUGGCACAUAAUGUGGCUGAGGAUUACAUGUAGCUUAAACUGGAAGUAUAAAAAUGACAUCUUAUUUUUCUGUUGAAUACAUAAGGGGAGAAAUCUGGAGGUAAAAGGUGCACCAAAGAUUAAAUGAGACAGAAAAUGCUUUUAAGAGCACAUGAAAAGGUAAAGCCAAAGAGACUGAAACGGCUGUAGAUAUUUUCAUCACUCACUGUAUCUAAAUAACUCACUUGUAGCUGCUUGAUGCCCUGUAGGCUGCUGGCUCUUUGGGGAAUGUCCCAUUUCAUUUAUAUUCAGCUGAUGUUUCUAAGAGGUGGGUGUGAGAUGUAAGCAAGAACCUCUCCCCCCCUGAGUGAUUUAUUGGCGCAGUCUGCCGAGAAACUGUGUGGGAAUGGAAUAGGGACCGGAGAUAAACCAAAUCCUAUGUCAAUGGAAAGGGAAAUUAAAUAAGAGAAUGUUCAGUUCCGUGGGCAGCUGAGUGAUUGUGAAGAAGUAACUUUUCUUUCAAGAUGUUAAGAUGCCUCUUCUAGUCAUUCAUGAAAAGCUAAUGACUAGAAGAGGCAUCUUAACAUUGCUAUUCUUAAAAUAUUCCAUUCCCUUUCACAAUUUUCAUUAUGUUAUUACAGUCCUGUCCUGGGACAGAGAACAGUUUUUUAAAAGUGUCAGCUUCCAUGUGUAUGUAAGUAAACCUGCCCUAGGAAAGGGACAACAUGAAAUAAAAGUGCAAGUCUGGGAGCCAAAGGGUGGCAUACAUAAUUCAUCUCUUCCAAUUUAUUAAUCAUAGCAACCCUGCGACUAACCCAAGCCCAUCUAAUGAGCUUCAUGGCCGAGUAAGAUUUUGGAUGUGCUUACCCUAGUCCAAGCAUGGCCAAACUUGGUCCUCCAGCUGUUUUGGGACUACAACUCCCAUUAUCCCUAGCUAACAGGACCAGUGGUCAGGGAUGAUGGGAAUUGUUGUCCCAAAACAGCUGGAGGACCAAGUUUGGCUAUGCCUGCCCUAGUCUUAAGUCAACGGUAGCUGCUACACCACUGUGCCUUGGUUCUUAACCUAUCUAUGCAACUUUGUGAAAAUGAGAACUGCAUUAGUCUUAAGUGUUUAUACCUCAGUGGUACUCUCAUUACCAAUCACUGCUUUCUUCCUGAAAAGAAACCUCCUGCUAUUGCUUAACUUGCCAGCUGAAGAAUGUAAUUGCUACCAGUGGAGUUAUUCAGUGGGCAGGUGUUUUAUAAUCUCUCUGCAAGCUUUGUCAUAGCGCUCCAUUUGUCUUUAAGGAAAAAUGACUGUAUUUAGACCAGCUCCCUUCAGGAUCCUCUCCACUUGUCCUAAGACUGUGUGGAGGGGGAAUGGACUGUGAUCUCUGCUCUUGUCCUCACUGGCUCCACCAAAAAUUUCAUACAUUGAGUAGGCUGUCUAUCUGUGUGUGUUGGAAUGAACAUGAGCCAGCUUGCUGAUCUUAUAUUUUUGUGCUUCCCAUGUUGAAAAUGUGUUGCUGGUGCUUUCAAGGUACACAGGAUUGUUUGUCGGUUAGAAUCAUUACUGUAAAAAUAGCAGGUGAGUUGCAAUUCUGUAUGCACGUACCUGGAAGUAAAUCCCAUUGAUCUUGGAGGAACUUGCUUCUAAGUAGGAUAGAGCUGCCAGAAAUAUGAGAUUUGUUACCUACAGCACAAAUGCAGAAACAUUACUUAAAGUUGCUUAAUAUUAGAAUCCUCUUUUCUUUAGAAUUAUGAUGUGUUGGAUAGUUCUUUUUUGCUAUAAUAUUUUUUAUUGAAACUUUUCAACUUACAAUAUAAUAAAAGCCAAACUAAUCUAAAUAAAAAUAGAAAAAGGAGAAAGCAAAACAAACACAUACAAAAGAAAGACAGAAAGAAAACUUUAUAAUCAGUACUAGAGGUUAAGAUAUAAACUUCAAAAUCUGAACUAGGGGUAAUCUUGUAAUGACAGGUGAGACCUGUAAAAAAAACUUCCAUUCAGUGUGCUAGCCAGGCCUGCUCCAUCUAGUAUACUCCAAUUUAUUUCCUUUCCCAACACAUUUUCUGCCUACUCCACCCCAUCUCAACCCUCAACAGUUGGUCAGGAUUCUGUGGCCACUGAGUUUGCUUAAUCAUCAUCAGGCUGGUUUGGGAGUCUCUACCCCCUCCCCCAAACAGGUUUUCCUAAUUAUUAUUGCAGUUCUGCAAACCUUGGGAGUUCCCACAAGCCUGCUUCCUCUUUCAUCUUCUUUGUGGGAGUGGUGUUGGUUUGGUUUCUCAUGGAUCUGAGCUCACCUCUGAACUUUGGAAAUGGCUUUUGCCAGACACCUAAGAUGCAGUAGAGGUCUCCUAACUUCUGGAUUGCCCAGUGUAAAGUAUUUUACAACAUUUUCUAGACCUAACCAUGUGAUUGCUGUCUUUAUUUUUAUACCACUAUAUCAUCCUCAAGCAUCCUACAUAUUUCUCCAAAUUUUGGUUACUUGUGUAACAACCAUAAGGUUGGUUAGUUGAUUGAAGAAACUGAGGAAAUGCUUUGUUCUUAAAAAAAGACUGUAUGCAACAGCAAGCUUCUAACAUUUUAAAAAAUGGCUACAUUUAAUUUCAAUGUCCUGUGGAUCUCCUCCCACACCAAUAACUUGGUGCAAUGUAAACAUUAUAUGGCAGGGACAAUUUCAAUCUAUAUUACUGUAUAUUUCCAUUUAUAAGAUGCCCCCUAUUUUGGGGGACUCCAAAUUAAGAAAACACCCCUCAAGCACUACCCGUGUAUAAGACGAGCCCCAAUUUUAAACCUUUUUUGGGGGGGGGAACCUAGUCUUAUACACGGAAAAAUAUGGUAUGUGCUUUUUGAGCCUGUGAAGGGUCUCUGUCCUGCUGCAACAUAAGUAAUAACUGACCAUCAAGGUAUAUAUUAUUGUGGCACUCUGAGAGAAAUAUAUUUCAUUUUCUCAACUGUUAGGUAAUGGUUAGUAGUUGGAAGUUUAUAUCUGUGGCCUGGGUUUAAAUAGAACACUUUAGAAGCACGAGGAAGAGUACAGUAAAUGAAAAGCAAAAUUUUGAUCUUUUUAGCAUGCUAAUUAAUGCAACCAAAAUAUCUUGAUUGUUCAUGGAAUUUCUAUGCUGAGCUUUUUAAGUAAAUACUACAGAACAGGCUAUGAAACUUAAUAUCUCUUGCGUCUAAGUCACUAUCUUUUAGUCUGUGUUCAAUAUUAAACUUGCAUGUUCCAUGCCUGAAACAUUUUGCUGUACUUGAUAUUAUACUUCAUUGUUUAAAGCAGGUGUCAGCAAACUUUUUCAGCAGGGAGCCGGUCCACUGUCCCUCAGACCUUGUGGGGGGCCGGACUAUAUUUUGAAAAAGGAAAAAAAAUGAACAAAUUCCUAUGCCCCACAAAAAACCCAGAAAUGCAUUUUAAAUAAAAGCACACAUUCUACUCAUGUAAAAACACGCUGAUUCCCGGACCGUCCGCGGGCCAGAUUUAGAAGGCAAUUGGGCCGGAUCUGGCCCCUGGUUUAAAAGAAUAGAUACAGACAGAAGAAGAUAAUAGUGAGCUGUUCAGCUUACUGAUGUCUUGUCUCUUGUUUGUUCAUGACAUACUGCAGCUAACUAGGAAUAGGACUUGUAAUGAUGGCUUCAAUUUUGAAUGUGUUAGAAACCAAAACAAAGGUGCCUCUCCAUUGGAAGAAAACCUCUUGCACUCAUGGAAGGGCUGUUCCAACCAAUUUAGCAUUUAGGGUCACUUUUCUCAUGCAGUGCUCUUUGGCAGUGAAUAUAUAAAAUUUGUAAACUACUUAACACAGUAUAUUGAAAUGAAGUACAGUUCCUGUUUGUUUCAGGCUAUUUAUUUCACUUGUUUAUUUUAUUAGAUAGCUUGCUUGCCCUUCAAUAUAAAGUCCCAGGGUGAGCUACAACAAUAAAAUAUACAAUUAUAAAAUAAAUCAAACAGUUAUAAUAAUAACACAAGAAAAGUGUAAAAAAGACAAAAGUUUCAAUAAAACAGUUCCACAUGUCAAACAUGUAAACAUAUUUGUAAUGCAAAUAUAGACAAAGAUUAGCAUUUCAUGUGGCAGCAGUAGUACAUUUUCUUCAUUUGCUUGCAGGUCAUCAAAUGCAAGCAAUCUGAUGCCCUGAGGGAUAGCUCAGUCAGUAGAGCAUGAGAAUCUUAAUCUCAGGGUUGUGGGUUUGAGCCACAUAUUGGGCAAAAUAUUCUAUCACAGCAAGGAUUUGGUCCCUUGUGGUCUCUUCCAACUCUACAAAUUUGUGAUUCUAUUAUUCUAACUAUACAGUAAUAUAACAUUUUACUUAUCUUACAUACCAGUAGCCAUUUUAAAUGUAGAUGAGGUAGUUAGGGUGUCUGUUAUUAUUAUUAUUGAUAGUAGUAUAGUAGUAGUAUUUCCAUUUAUAAGCCACUUACUAUUUGAAGACCUCAAAGCAGUUUUAAAUAAAUAUAUAAAAAGGUAAAAGCUAAAGGUACCCCUGCCCGUACGGGCCAGUCGUGUCCAACUCUAGGGUUGUGCGCCCAUCUCACUUAAGAGGCCGGGGGCCAGCGCUGUCCGGAGACACUUCCGGGUCACGUGGCCAGCGUGACGAAGCUCCUCUGGCGAGCCGGCACCAGCGCAGCACACGGAAACGCCGUUUACCUUCCUGCUAUAAAGCGGUACCUAUUUAUCUACUUGCACUUAGGGGUGCUUUCGAACUGCUAGGUGGGCAGGGGCUGGGACCGAAAGAUGGGAGCUCACUCCGCCGCGGGGAUUCGAACCGCCAACCAUGCGAUCAGCAAGCCCUAGGCGCUGAGGUUUUACCCACAGCGCCACCCGCGUCCCGAAAUAAAUAAUAAAUAUAUAUAUAUAGAAGCACAAUAAAUACAAUAAUAAUCAUAUCAAAUGAUUUACAUUGAAGUAAAAUAAAUACACAAACAAUAUAAAUGGUUUGGCAAUGUAUAGUGAUAUGGACAGAUAUCAUUUGCAUGUUGCAACUUUUCUACUUAUAUCUAAAGUUUAGGAAAUGUAGAGAGUUGACCAGUCAACUAAUUAGAAGGGCUGUUGUACAUCUUGAAUGCCUCUGUAAGAUAUUUUCUGAAAGUAUCCAAGAGCCACUCUAAAAUUGUUCUGUUCUUCUCCUUUCUUAGCCACCACCAGGAAAUGUCAAAGUUCCCAAUGUGCCCAGUACACAGCCAGCUAUAAUGAAACCAACUGAGGAACCACCUGCUUACACACAGAUUGCAAAGGUAUAUUUAAUAUUAUUGAUGACAGCAUCAAAAUGGGGAUAUAUAUGUAUAUAUUAUGGUGCUACUUCCUUAUAUCUCAAUUUUCCCCAUCAGGAACAUGCCUUGGCCCAGGCUGAACUCCUUAAGCGUCAAGAAGAAUUAGAAAGAAAAGCAGCUGAACUAGAUCGCAGGGAAAGAGAGAUACAGAGCCUCAACCAGCAGGGAGGUAGGCCUUAAACAUACCUCAACUGACUGCAGCUUUCAAAAUGUUGUGCUUAUGGAAACCAUUUAAUUCAGUGCUUAGAGUUAGUUUAAAUGCAGUUUCUGGAGCUCUGAAGUUCCUGCCAAUUGUCUCUUAUAACAAAAAUGACAAAAUUUAAUUACUGCAGUUUUAUGUAUCCUUGGAGAUUUAAACGGGAAAUACAGAGUUUGGUUUUUAUUGGGUCAUUACUGUCCUCUAUUAUCUGUGUUAAAUUAAGCUGAAGUGUAAUGCUGGUCUGCUGAAGGAGAUAGAAGUAGUUGCCAGGAGAGAUGAUAACCUUAAAAAUCUAGUCAGUGCAGCAUUUACUUGCAGAGAAGACCCCUUAACAUCAAUGAUAACGUUCCUUGUAAACAAGAUUAGCAGGAGAAAUAGCAACCUCUAAGUAGAGAAACUCAGAUUCUGUGCAUGACUACUCAGAUACAAGUCACUUUGUGUUUAGUGGCGCUUGCUCCCUGCAAAGUUUGUAUAGGAUUGAAGUCUGAUAAGCAUUCCAUUUAAUCUGAAAGUGCAUCCAUCACUUUGUGGAGAGACAGGGUUUUUAUUUUUUAAGUAAAAUUCAGGUUCUUACAUUGGAAGCCUUAUUAUUUGCAUAUUCAGUAAGCAGCUGGACUUUGUUUUCACAUGUUCUGUAUUAGUGCUGAUGUGUUAGCAUUAAAUUUUGUUUUCACUAUUUUAAAGUCUGUGUUUAUUUCCUUGUUAGCAGUGUCAAGUGGAAGUGAAUGAAGCUAUCACUACUACUUGGAUUCAGGACUGAGAUCUUAACGGUAGCCUCUCAAGGCUGCUGCAGUUAUAUCUCUGUAGGAAAGUGUGUGUGUGUGGCAUGUGAUAGAUCCACAGCUCUUUCUUCAACUGUUAUUUUAAAAAUUGUUUGAAGUGACCCUUAAUAUUCAGCAAAAUAUUUACCUUUUGCUCUUCCAGGAAGAAAGAACAAUUGGCCUCCACUACCUGGGAAUUUCCCAGUGGGACCCUGUUUUUACCAGGAUUUCUCCGUAGACAUUCCUGUAGAAUUCCAGAAGACAGUAAAGAUUAUGUACUACUUGUGGAUGUGUGAGUAAGAUUUAUAGAAUAUGUGUAUACAAUGACAACACAAUCCUGUGCAUGUCUUCUUGAGAACUACAGUGGUACCUCAGGUUACAUACGCUUCAGGUUACACACUCCGCUAACCCAGAAAUAGUGCUUCCGGUUAAGAACUUUGCUUCAGGAUAAGAACAGAAAUCGGGCUUUGGCGGCGCGGCAGAAGGAGGAGGCCCCAUUAACUAAAGUGGUGCUUCAGGUUAAGAACAGUUUCAGGUUAAGAACGGACCUCCGGAACGAAUUAAGUACUUAACCUGAGGUACCACUGUAGUUCCAUUCAGAUCAUUGGGGCUUGCUUCCAGCUAAGCAAGUAUGGGAUUGAGCUUUAUAAUUUCAGUACUCAAUUUACAUACUGUUUGCAUCAUUACUACCAAGUGUAGGCAUUUGAAGUUAUAUACCAGGGAUGGUGGACUUGUGGCCUUCCAGAUGUUGUUGCUGAAACCCCUGUAAAUCUCAGAAAGCAUAGCCAGUGGGCAGGGAUGAUGUGAAUUGCCCAACAACACUUGGAGUGCCACAGGAUUCCUACCCAUGUCAUAAAUGCUUGGCAAAAUCACUUUGGAGCUGUUUAUCUCCUUGAAAAUAUUACUGUAAUAAAAAGGGCACCAAUGACUUACAAUAUACAGAGACCCAAGCUUUCGGCAGUUUUCUUUGGAAGUUUAACAUCCUGCAUAGCCUGACACACUUGAGUUUAGUAAGCUGCAAAAAUAUGUCUGGCCUCCAUAUGAUGUGGACAUAUCUCAAAUCACAUUUUCCUCAUUUUGGUAUGUUGUACCUAAUGCACACAUAUAUGCAUAUGCACACCACUCCAUGCACUCCUGAUUCAGACUUUCUUUCCCAAUUCCAGAAUUAUUUCUCUUACAAGUACACUUCUGUGUUGGCACUCUUAACUUUUAGAAGCUGAUCAACCAAUAAUUUACAGUUAUCCAUACCGGAAAGUUUUUAUAUGUCAGUUGGAGCUUGGUUAGCAAGACGAAAGGAUAUGGCUUGUUUCAUUACCUCUCUCCUUCAAACUUCAGCGGUAUGGCAACAUCCUGAGUAGAAGGAACUGGGUGAUAGGCAAGAUGGAUAAUUCCCUGUGGCUGUUUUUCUUACUUCCAAUUUGGUGGGAUUUGUUGUUUUAAGAGUUUCUCUAAAAAGUUAACACUUUUUAAAAAAUGUGACCCUAGUAACCUGAUCACCUUUAGGUCCACUUAAUAUGCCUUCAGCAAGUGGAAUAGACUCUGCCAGCUAAGCCUGCCAGUCUGCUUACUACCAAGUCGCCCUGGUUCAAUUCUCACCUCAGGUGCCUAUUGGCUCCUGUGUUAACAUUUUCCAUGCUUGGUCUUGUGUGGCAAGGCAGUACAGUGCAAUUGCAAGCAGCAAUCGCCAACACUGCAUCAUUAGGUUGGUAGUGGAAGUAUGACAUUCGUAAGGGAACUGUUAAAUCCAAUUUUGUUUGGUUUGUACAGCAGUCCCUGGGGUUAGACUGUUACACUGUGAGCCUAAACAGCUAUUUGAAAUGUCACUGGAAACGGUGAAAUUUGCUGCUAGUAAACACAUUUAGAACUGAAAGCCUCCAACACCUUAAGGUGGCACUAAGUAACACUGACAAUUUUGUUUUCCAAACUUGUGCACCAAGAGCGGAGUUGGGAUAAGUGUACAUGGUACUUGCUUACCAUCUUUCAUGCGUAACUCUUCUAAUUUAUAAGAACUUGCAAAUGAGUUGAGCAGUGUUUCAGUAUAACUAAUUAUAGGAUACUGUAGUGUUCCUGUAUGUAUUUACCGGUCUGACUCUCAGAUAAUUAAAUAGUAUCUGCAAAAAUCUGUGUACCCGGUAAUUAUUGUAGAAGUGUCUGCUAUUUAAACAAGAAAUGCUGUGGUGAUUCUUUGUUACAUUUGCUUGAAAAUCUGGCAAUAGAUUAAAAAAAUUACCAGGCCAGGGAAAGAUGGUGUCCUGUGGCAUUCGCUACACUCUAUUACCUCACUGCAACUAAUCUGAUUUGAUACUUGCUGCUGAUAAAAAGGGGGUGGGUGGGAAUUACAUUAGGUUUAAAGAAUGCAGAAAACUUUAGUGGAUUCAUUUUUAAAAAUCAAGGUGGAUCAAGCAAAAUACUGUAUCUAAAUGAUAGAUUUAAAUAUCCUAAUAAUUACAUUUCCUGAAAAUGCAUACUAACUAGUUGUUGUAACAAUUAAAACACAUUGGUUUGCAGUCAGAAAGGCAUUUAUUCUGCCUAGGAUCAUAGCCGGAAACCAAUGGUGUUAUAGGCAGCACUCCAAUUGCACUUAAUUCGUAUCCACUUAAGACACUGAAAUAACACUGAAGUGAAAGGUUUCUGGUUGGCUUUUUGUACACAUUCAAGGACACUAAGAGCACUUUCUUGAGGACUAAGUGCACAAAACUUUCAAGAUGCAAGGGCUGAUUGUGGGUGGCUAAAGGAAAAAUGUAAGGGAGGAAAGAAACAGUGUUGACCAUUAUUAUGGGGAAAAGAAUUUGAAUCCAGUCUACAGAAAACCAUAAUAUACUAAAAGCUGGUGAAGCGAAUGUGGUAGUAAAGGGAAAUACCUGCCACCCUUAGAGUCAUACCUGGGGCUGACAGAUACUGAGAAAAACUGUGUUUCUCCAUGAGACAGAAAGUAAUUGGCCAUGUUGUUCAGUUGGCAACCACAGUAACAUAUAUAUUACACAUACCUAUUAUUUCAUACCCAAGAUCAAGUCGGAUAUUUUCCCCCACCCCCUAGUUUUAAUCUUUUAUAGAAGCAGACUUUAAAUCAGUGGCUCAGUUCCAAAGCUCUUCACUCAGUAUUCAGGCUGCACAUGAGAACUUUUCAGCUCACCUUUUACAGCAGCUGCCUCUCAAAGUUUCCCCCGCCCAUCAAGGUACCCCAUGAAUCACUUGAGGUGCAGCCUAGGAAUAUAGAAAGCUACGUUAUGCCAAGUUGGACCCUUGAUCUAGCCAGCUCAGUAUUGUCUACACUGAUUGGCAGCGAGUCUCCAGGGAUCUAGAUAGCAGUCUCUCCAUGCUAUACCUGGAGAUGGCACGGAUUGAAUCUGGUGGCUAUUUAAUGUAAGAACUGAUCACUGAUCCACCCUGAUCAGUGAUCAGAUCCUGAUAUAAAAUCAGUAGAGAUAGCUUAUUAAGUUUUUAUGUAUUUUUAGAAUUGUGGCAAUUCAAUUUUAUCAUACCUGUUUUCUAUAGUUCAUGCAGUGACGCUGUUUCUUAACAUCUUUGGAUGUCUGGCCUGGUUUUGCCUACAGCCCAUUCGAGGAGUUGACUUCGGAUUGAGUAUUCUCUGGUUCUUGCUUUUUACCCCUUGUUCAUUUGUCUGCUGGUACAGACCACUUUAUGGAGCCUUCAGGUAACAAUUCCCACCUACUGUGAAAUUAAUGCUGUUAAGGUGCUACAUAAUUUAACUGCUUUUUAAUCAUCCAGCACUUCAUUUAACUUGGUUUUACAACUUUUAAUGUGAAUUCUUGUACUGGUUUGGCAAUUUUCAGAGUAGCUGACUGGCCUCAAAGCAUAGAUUAGCAAAUUGAUAAAUAUAUUAGUCUCUUGCAAAUGUAGCCGCUGCUUCUUGUAAGUAGUGUGAUAGGUUAGCUAGAUGUGUCCAUGUUUUAUAAAUAGUGGCUCAGUUAGCACACCAUGCUAAGUCAAACCAUGGUUUAGUAUGAACAGUUUCUCAUAAGCAAGGCUUACUCUCUUUGUGUCUCUUAGACUAAAUUAGGCAAGCUGUUUGCUUUUUGGAGUCUAUUAUUCUCAGAAUUAGACUUUCAAAAUCCAUCUAUUUUUAAAUAUGGGGUGGGUGAAGUUAAUAUAAUGCACUUGACAGGAAUAAGGAGAGGCUGUUUUGCCUGCAUAAUGGAACACAAGCUCACUCACUUAUGAAAAAAGAGAUGGAGAAACUCUUAUUAUAUAUCAGGCAGGACACUAAGGUCAUUUUUGUUGCAGCCAGAGUUCACAGCACUUGCUAGAUUAUGUUAGUAGGUUUGCUUUGGGGGUGGGUUGUGAGGAGAGGAUUGCUUCUCAUACUUGACAUUUCUUUAAUUGUUGCUAUGCUUGUGGUGUUACAUUAUUGUAGUCUGGUUUGAUUGGAUUAUAUUGAUAGUAUAGGUAAAGGAGGCAGCUCUGUUCCCAUGGAGAUCAGCUGUACUCAUAAAAAUUGUUUUAUUUGUAAAAGAUAAACAGUAUGUAUGGUUUUGUUUGUUGCUAUUGAUUUGCUCUCCUGGUAGAGAUGUUAAACUUUGGAAAUGUUUCUUAAAUAUUGUGAAAACACCUGACGAUUUCCCCCCUCCCUCUUUUAGGAGUGACAGUUCUUUCAGAUUCUUCGUUUUCUUUUUUGUGUACAUUUGUCAAUUUGCUGUGCAUGUACUUCAGGCUGCAGGAUUCCAAGGAUGGGGCAAUUGGUAAGUGGCUUAUUUUAUCAUUCAGUGAAGAGUGCAAUAACAAGCCACCUUUACAAAGUUCAACAAUGCACAGAGAAACAUUUUGCGUUUGAAAGUUUUAUGGAGGAUAAGCAGAACCAGUAUGCAAUUGUUAAUAAGCAGCAGUUGUUCAUCUAGCCAGCGACCGUGUACCAAAAAUGUCCAUAACUGAUUUGCACCAACAAUAUAUCAUCCAAAUGUCCAUGGUAUGUAGAUGACACUUAAGCCACAUGCCUAUAGUCACAACUGUUUCUCGGCCAGAAUAAUUGGACCACUGUCAUCUACGUGCUGGUAAUCUCCAGGCUGGUUUACUGCAAUGUGCUCUAUGUGGCUUACCCUUGAAGUUGGUUUGGAAGCUGCAGCUAGUACAAAAAUGCAGUGGCUCAACUGCUCAUUAGGGCAGAAUAUCACUGCUGAAAGAAUUGGAUCGGCUACCAGCUAUCAGGCUAAGCUCAAGGUGCCAAUACUGGUAUAGAUACCUAUGCAGGUUAGAUACCUCCUAUAGAUAUCAUACCAUCAGGAAGUCCAUUCUGUAUAACAUAGGAAUUAGGCCUUCAGUGGUGCAAUACCUACCCUUUGGAACAUCUUCCCAUUACAUGUCUGACAGGGACCAUCUCUAUUGUCUAUUCAACACCUAUUUAAGACCUUCCUUUUCUAACAAGCCUUUUAAGUAGAGACUUUUAUCCCAUUCUGUGUAUGCAUUGAACUUGAACUUGUUUUUAUAUAUGCUUUUAUUCUUAAAUCACUUCAGAAUGUUUUAUGGUCAGCAAUUCAUAAAUUAAAUAAACAGUUUAAAAAUUGUAUAAGAGAGUUUCAAAUCCCAGUCCUAGUGCACCUUGAUCCUGGGCAUUCCAAGCACUUUGUCAUCACAACUGGUCUGUCAGUUGUAUGUAGAUGGGCUAUAACAUGCCUGCCUGCUGAGCCCUCACUGCAAAUUGAGAACAAAGUGGCCGGAGGCAUCAAGAGCCCAGCCCCAUAACUAGGUGAGAGGCUGAGGAGGCACAGUUUUGGCACAGUUGAUGUGCAAAAAACUAAGGUUGCUGAAGUGUAUCUAGACUUGUCCAUUAGGACAAGUUUGUGCUGAGUGAAUUAUAAUGUCCAGCUGUCUGCUGAAGUUUCCACCUAGCAUCUGUUAGAUGCUUCCUGCUGAUGUUUCGUUUUGACCUAUUUGGUAGCAGCCAAAACAAAACUUAAAAAACACCACCACCUCUGUUCUUGAAAGGCAAUUUGUGAAGAGAUUUUGAAGGAAACUUUAUCAUAUUUAUCAAGGUUGCCAAACUUUCUGUAUAAUUAGAGAGAACAGUAGUUCCACAAGAUUGUUCAAGGAAUAGUGAAAAGUGAAUUUCAAGAUAAUUCAAAGUGAACUGCCUUACUGUUUCUAGAGUCAACCUAAAAUGCUUUCAAAACCUUAGUUGUGCUUGGCUCCCCAAAUACUCCAGUAAUUUCCUGUAAGGAUUUUAGUGAAAGAAACAAUAGCUAUGGUAUUUCAAGAUGUAUCAUAUUGGGGCAUGUGUAUGUUAUUUACCUCUCUUUUGUUAUUUACCUCUCUCCUGUCUUUAGUGGAUGGAUUUCAUCCCUCACUGGGCUCAAUCUUAGCAUUCCAGUAGGCAUUAUGAUGAUAAUCAUAGCAGCGCUUUUCACAGCAUCUGCUGUCAUCUCACUAGUAAUGUUUAAAAAGGUAAGUUUUCUUUCUGUCGAAUCCAUAUUGUUGAUAGAAGGCUUUGUGUUUGCACACAGAUGUUAAUCAAAGGAGUCUACUAGCUUCUUUCUUAAUUUCUAUUAACUCGGGCAGAUUGUCAUGGAUAGAAAUGUCACAGAAUCAAAUUAGGAAAAUGUAUAUUUUAAUUGUUGCAAAUUCAUUUGAGUUGGAAUGUGCUUGAUUCCUCACUUCCCACUCCCCGCCCUUGUUCUUUUCCAGCUGUAGAAGUUAUCUUAUUUUUAUGGCUUUUGUGAAAAGAGCACAUCAGGAUCCUAGAGAUUUCUCUCAAAUAAUAUAUUAUCAAAGAGUAAAAUUUAUGCUUCAGCACCUUUCAUUUUAAUUCUACAUAAAAGUUCUGUCAGUGUAGGCCAGGUUUUCCUGGUCUGGUGCCCUCCCAUCAGUGCUAGUCAGCAUGGCCAAUGGUCAGAGAUGAUAGAAGUAGUAGUCCAAAACAUCUGGAAGGCACAAGGUUGGGGAAGGUUUCUGGUUGUUUGGGGGGGGGAGCAGAUGAACAUUUAGAAGCUGCAGAAAAUAUUAUAAUAAUAAUGAUUAAUUAAUUUAUACCCCACCAAUCCGGCUGGGUUUCUCAGCUACUCUGGACUGUUCCCAACAGAUUAAAAACAGAAUAAAACAUCAGACAUUAAAAACUUCCCUAUUUGUUUAUUUCCUUGACAUCUGAUGGGAGCGUGUUCCACAGGGCAGGCACCACCACUGAGAAGGCCCUCUGCCUGGUUCCCUGUAACCUCACUUCUCGCAGUGAGGGAACCACCAGAAGGCCCUCAGAGCUGGUCCUCAGUGUCCGGGCUGAAUGAUGGGGGUGGAGAUGCUCCUUUAGAUAUACUGGGCCAAGGCCUUUAAAGGUCAGCACCAACACUUUGAAUUGUGCUCGGAAAUGUACUGGGAGCCAAUGUAGGUCUUACAUUGAAAGAAAUGAGAUGAAAAUAAGGCAAGGUAGAUGAGGGAUAUUUGGGUAUUAUAAUUAUUGAAACGGAUGGCAACACACACGUUGUUCUGGUGUCCCAUAAAUUGUUAAUAAUAGCACAGGAGCUUUUUCAAUGGAAGAAAUGCAUCAGUAUGCCCUGUGCGUGCCCAAGUAGCUUAUGGUAUUUCAUUUUGAGACUAAAAAGUAGUGGCCAUGAAUGUUAGAGGAGGAACUAGAGUGAGUAAAGCAUACCAGAGACGUAUGAAGGCUACUAAACAGACAAAAAUCACUCAUGGUAUUCCUCACAAGUGUUGAGUUUUUAGCUCUCCACUCUGGCUGAACUGUCCAGCAUCUGUGAAAUCAUGUGUGUCGUCGUUUUUCUGUAACCACUAGGGGUCACACUUUAUAUCUUAUGAAUACCUGCUGUGGAGUUCAAAUCAUAGAUGAUACAAUUACUAGGAAACAAAUAUGUACACUGGAGGGCUUUGAAGCAAAGACACAAAACAUAAUGCAAGGGAAAUUUAACCAGUGAUUUAAUAUCUUCAGAAUUGCUGUUUUUGCUACAAAUAUGUUGGUGCCUAAAACUCUGCUAGGUGCUGUAUGCAAGAUUUUUUCUUUUUCUUUUUGGAAAACAUGCCUCAUGAUUUCACUCUGGGCUUCUUCCACAGGUACAUGGUCUCUACCGCACAACUGGAGCAAGUUUUGAGAAGGCCCAACAAGAAUUUGCAACGGGGGUGAUGUCCAACAAAACUGUACAAACUGCUGCAGCCAAUGCUGCGUCAACAGCAGCAACGAGUGCUGCUCAAAAUGCUUUCAAGGGUAACCAAAUAUAGCGAAAAGAAAUGAAAAAAAUCACUACCAUUUUCAGCUGUAUUUUCUUUUUCAGUCACUUAUAGUCCCUAAAGACUUGUGUUAAAAAUGCACACAGCAUGUAUGUCUCUUCGGCUGUGCAUGGGCUAAAACAGGAAAAGGUCCUUGUUUCAUUACUUUGUACACUUAUUUAUUCAAUCAAAGGUACUUCCUGGCUACUACUCUUAACUGAAAAUGGUUCUAUUAUUCCUCAUCUUUUUGGAGGCACGCUAUAUUUGGUGAAAAUUUAAAACCGUGAAUCUGAAAUUGAUAUGGCAACUUCUGGCGUCAACUUAAAUGAUUUUUUUUUUUUUUUUUGCAAAGGGGGGUGGCUUCUUGUCAAUAGAUGUCCCUGGAAACUUUCAUUUUGACUUGAGACGAGCACUUUGGAUUAACUCCUUCUAUUCAUAACAACUUGCUUCCCUAUUUUCUUAAUGUAAGGAAUGGGGCAACUGAUGGUCUUGAAUAUGAAAUUUUGGCUGCUGCUUUAUAGCUUCAGCAGCUGAUGAAGGACAAAUGUAAGCUUAAAAUAAGUAUGAUAGAUAAUGUAAAUUUCUUUCUUUUUUUAGGAUAAUAGGUCUUUUGAUAAAAAUCUGAGUUUGCAUGAAACAGUUUUGACCAUGCUGAGCUAGUGUUUUGGUCCAGAAUUUGUCUCUACCACUAUGGUCACAGUAUUUGUUGGGAUCUGUUUUCAUGGUGUGUGGUCUUCUUACAGAAAUUUUGGAGCACAGUUAGUCUCACCAAAAUAAUAUGUGAUGCAACAGGCAGUGAGAAUUACGUUUAAUGGAAUCUGAGUGAUUAUAUAUGCUAUUUUUAAUUUCAGUAUUCAUGUCUUUGGAAAACAUACUGCUAAAGAGAACCCAUUAACCAAUAUUUAGAACACUCCCAUAGCUAGUCCUUUUUGGCCUGUGUUAAAAUGCAGUGAAAUUUUUGUUGUGCUUAAGGAGUCUGGCAUUUUUUAAGUGUGCACUUGUGUUUAACAAUGGUACUAAAUCUUUAGCCUUGUCAAUCACUCUGUUUAUUGCUUGUACAAACAUCUGAAUAUACAGUAUCUUAUUGAAAUCUUUAAAAACAACCAUAGUCUCUAAUCAGGCAUUUAAAAACGGAAUUUAAUUAUGUACUUGAAUUCUUUUUAACAUACUUCAGCCUUUAUGUGUGAUUUUUAAUCUGAAUAAAUGCAUUUUAUAAAAUGCAGAUUGAGGAUGAGUAUUCAGUGCAGUAAUAAUCAGCUAUGUGUGUUACACAGAGGUUUUUUCAUUUUUAAUUCAUCUUUGUAUCCUGAGUAAUCAGCUCUCAUUUUAAGGUCACCCCCCCAUUGACAUUCUGAAGUAUAUGAAUUAUUGGAUUGCAACUUGGAACAUAUCUUGGAUUAACUUUUCAAAUAGCAUUCAAUUGCUGUCAUUAAAGACUCUUAAUUCUUAUAUACUGCAUAAAGGUAUUGCAAUAUAGGUCCUAAUCUUAACACACUCUGAUCCACUAUUUAUUUGGAAAAAGUAUUAUUCAGCUGACUCACUAUUGGAAAAAUAUUCAGCAUGGUCUAAAAGCUAUAUCUGGGGUAUAUUCAUAUAUCUCAAAUUACAAACUUAUAUGAAUAAACAGGAUAAAUUUGACAGCUUAAUCACAACAGCAAAUGCUAGAAAAUAGACUAUAUGGGAAUUACAUUUUGUAAACAGUUUUAUAUACCUAACACAGAGGGCAAGUCAUAUCAUGGAUGUUGUGAGGAAUUUGAUGUAUUUAGUCCUUGAUUAGUAAGAGAGAGUUUAGCUUUCUUUAACGUACAUUUUAUUUUAAUCCUUCAUCCUACUUCUGUUGCCCUAUAACAUUUUUGUUGCUAAUCCUGUAACUUGUAUUUGGGGUUGGAGAUGAAUUUUAAUUAUAGUUUAAAAAUCAAUAAAUUGUUCUUGAAUAUUUUUUUUCCUCAGGGGAUAAAGCAGAAUGAAACUUGAAAUAGAUAAAUGCAAGUCUAGUUUGCAUAAGUCUUGUAGCUAUUUUGGUUCAAGAAAACAAGACGACAUAUGUUGAUUUUAACGUGUACCAUUUUACAGAUCAUCAUCUAGAAAAUUAACCAUCAAGGUUAAAUCAAAAACUUCUGAUUUUUAGUUUUCGGCAAAAGGCUGUUGUAUGUUAAAAUAUUUAGCACCGGAAUUAAAAUAUGUCGGUUAAAAAUCAUAUACCUAUUAUUUAAGUCAUUUUGUAGUAUCCAGUUGUGGCUAGAUCAAAAUACAGAGUUUCAACACUGGAAUGUCAGUACUCUUCGCUAUAGUUUUGGCAUUGGAGUCGAUUAUCUGAGGGAUAUCUGUAUAUUUUGUAAAUUCCUAACAAUGCUUUGCCAUCCUGAUGAAUGUCAUGGUUCUGUACAAAUGCACACAGAUCCUCUGAUGUUGCAUGUCUGGGUAGUUCAAAGGUUCUACAUAUUUAUUGUAUUAACUCAGUGACAUAGAAUAAAAAUGUUUCCUAAUUGUUUGCUCUGUAUAGUUUUAAAACUCAAGUAGGACAUUUUUGUAAAAGGCAAGCUAAAAUGCAAGAGGGUUAAUGUGUACAGAAUGUAUCACAUAUUUCUCCCCCCCCCCCCAGCUCUAGUCAUAUGUAGUUACACAGAGGCAGAAAUUACUUGAUUGGUUUUAUUGCCUUAUGGAUUUAUUUCAUUAUUUCAUAUGUUGUAAGUCACCUUGAUACAGUACUUAAAAACUGAUGUGUGACUCUGCAUUUGAUCCAGAUCCUGGCACUACUAGUCACAUGUAACUAUGCACAACUAGAGCUGGAUCGGGGUUGUUUUUUUGUAAUCUGUAUAUAAAUUCUGUGAUCUGCUGCAGUGGGAAAAAUAUGUCAAUUACCAGAACAACAAAUUGAUACAAUUAGAACUGGGAAUGGUUUAAAGAAGCACCCAGUAAUAGUUGGUGUGUUUUGGUUUUGUGAUGUAAAUUGGAAACUUUAAAGAGAAUGAUUUGUCGGUACUGACGAAAACUAGGAGUAUUAAAUUUUGUCUGGGAACUUGUUGGAAGUAAACUGAAACCUCUGAAAACAAACCUUUGCUGGUAUUUUUUAUAUCCGGAUCGCUUUGUCACUGCUGUGGAGGGUCAAUUUCUCUACUGUGAGUCCUUUAUGAAUGUAGCAAUAAAGUUUACUGAUAGUGGCCACAAUCCAGGAAAGUAUAUAACCAGAUACAGCUGUGGGCCCUUUUUUCUUGGUUUUCACUUUUCAAAACCUGCCUUGUGUGCCACACAGCAAGCUACAGCUAAAUUGAAAGCCAUGUUUGAUAUGCCUUUACAAGGGUUGGGUGCUAUGGAAAUGAUGUAAAAGCCCUUAUUGUGUCUUUCUAAAUGUUAUGUGAAGAGAGGCUCUGUGUGCAUCCUAUAGAGACCUUCUAAAGACAGAACUAACAUCAUCAUUAAUUCACGAUGCUCUGUUAUUCUGGUGUCUUCUAUAACAGGUCACAGUGUAUAACUGAGCAGCUACAAGUGGGUCACAAGUGUUAUAUGUGGGAAACUUCUGGAAUAAGCUGUACAAUUUAUGGAAUAUUGUAGAGCUGGAACAGGUAUAGAAGAGGGCAACCAAAGGGAACAAGGAGACUGGAGCAACUCCACUAUAAGGAAAGAUUACAGUGUUUGGGACUUUGGGGGAGGGCGGAAAUAUAGGGGGACAUUACAGAGGUUUAUAAAAUUAUGCAUCGUGUGGAGAAAAUAAGACCGCCCCCUCAAUACUACCAGAAGCUGAGGUGAUCCAAUAAAGCAGAAUGGUGGGAGAGUCAGAACAGGUAGUCCUUCAGAUGGCUGAGUUAGUGGAACUGACUCCCCAAAAGAUAGAGAGAUGGCUACCAACUUGAAUGGCUUUAAAAGGGAAUUAGACAAAUUCAUGGAGGAUAGAGGAUCAGUAGCUACGUAAGCCUGAUGGUUUUGUAAUGCCUCUAAAUACCAGUUACAGGGAAUCACAGGCAUCUGGUUGGCCACUGUGAGAACAGGUUGCUGGACAGGGUGCAGCAAAAUGUGUUCAUUGUUCAGUUACUCAAUUCUUGCUCUUUGUUGCUAUAACUGCUGCAUUCCGCGAAGACAACUAACAUCAGAGAUGGAGUGUAUAUAACGAUUGGACAAAAGAACGCCACGGUGACAACUAAGAGAUUGGCUUGUACUAGUCUCAGGCUCCCAUAAAUAUGUGAGGCUUCACCUCGUUUUUGUCUUUUGGAGCUAUCCAGCCAGAUGGCCAAAGGUACUCUCUCACCAUCUACUCUGCAAAGAAUUCUGUGCAUGCUCCUAAACCCAAGACUGCUCAAGCAGGUAACCCAUAUAAAAACUAAAUUGAACUAAGCUAACAUGUAUCUAAACUAAACUAAAUUUUUGCUUUCAUUUCAAGUAUGUUUGAUUUGGUGCCUUCAUUUUUCUUCCUCCCUCUCUCAAAUAAACUUUUUUUUAAUACUUUGGACAUCUGGCUUCAUUGGUUUAAAAAAUGAGUUUUCCUCACUAAAAUCUUCCUCAUGCAUGGUUGUUGAGAUGUCUACGAAUAUUUCACAAGGUUUUGUUCAAGUUCUUUGUCCACAGGUCUUUGGGAAAAUAGGCUGACUGCUCCUUUUGAUAUGUUUUCCCUAGAGCUGGGCUGAAGAGGCUCUUUGAGAGUAUGUCUCUGAAACUCACUAAGCCUCUGGCCAAGGUUGUGCUAGGAGGUGUAGUCUAAUUGGUGGAAGCUAUCAGUAGCUACUAGACAUGGUCCAAACACUUACUGCAAUUUCACCCAUUUUUCCUAAUUACACCAACAAUUUUUAGUUAUCAGAUUGGUACUAGAAAAUACAGCUGUUAAAUGCCUCCAAUUUAUUGCCUUUGUUCUCUUUCUCUUUUGGUUCUCAAUGGUUACAACCAACAGUACAACUAUUCACUGGUACAAAGUUACCUGCUCUUCCUUUCACAUUCAAUCAGAAGCCAAUGGCAAUCUCAUUCUUGUAGUUCCUCUCCUGUUGCAUGGAUAACUUGGCUUAAGUAAUUGGAUUUAUAUUCCUCACCUUCUUCCAAUGAGCACUGGGUGGCAAACACAUCGAUAUUAAUACAAUUUAAAUUUAUAAAAAAUACAGAUUAAACCAAACUUUAAAAACAAUAACUGUAUGCUCCCAAACUAGUAAUAUCAGGCUUGUCAAAAUCAGAAAUGAUUUCUCAGAAAACUUGAAGGGUUAAUAACUGUUUAUUAGGCAAAGAAAUUACUAUAUUGUAGACAAAUUAAAUUAGCAAUACAGCUCAACAACAUCCUUUACUAUGUUUAGCUGACUAUAGAGCUUCAAACAUUCCUCUCUUGUUCCUUUUAUGUUGAUGAGCUUGCUAAUUGCUAAACAAUCCUUCACAUUUAGGCUAUAAAUAAGUAGGCCUGGAUUUCCCAGAGUUCAGGAGAUGCUGGAAAUCCAUCAUUCCAAUUAUUGUUAACCCCACCUUCAUUCCAAUGAGGGAUUUUACAGGACAUGGUUGACAUCUGAUAUGAAAUAUGAAAUAGAAUUAGUGUAGCUGUAUUUGCCUUUGGAAUACCUUUGUCCCUUUCAACCUCUCUUUUUUCUUAUUGUUAUUGCACAUCUCACGUCAUGUGAAUCUUUAAAUUUUUACCCUCUGGAAAGCAGUGGCACAUAACACAAUACAGUAAAUGUUUACAAAAAUGAUUCAGCCGCAGCUAUUUAAGAAAUAAUUUGUUAAGUUUUGUUUACACAUUUUGAGCUGUUUAGAACACAGGUUUAAAACACAAUUUCUUGAGUUAAUAUAGCACACGCUAAGAAGCAUUCACAUAUAUGUCAUCUUGUGAAGGCAAAAUACUUUAUAAAAAGGGGUCCUUGAAGUUUGUUUAGAGGUAAAACACAAAAUCUUUCUUAAACCACAGGAUGUAGUUUGGAAAAAGAUUCCUUGUACAUAGAUUUAAACCUUGUGACUGGCAAUAAAGCUUCUAUCCAAGGAAACACAAAGUUGUGUUGAUAGCAAUGGGUGUAAAAGUGACAAAACCAACCAUGCUGUAAGUUUUCUUGGAAUUAUGAAAUAUUUUUUGGAAUUUAUGAAAUAUAAGUUUAGAUGAAAACUAGGAUAUAUUUCAACCAUAAGAAAGAUGCAUUAUGCCAUGUAAGGAAUGCCAGUGUUUGGUUACUGAUGUGCUUAUUUGAAAAAGAACGGGCUGAACUAUUUCAGUGGCUGAAAUCUGAACUGUGCCAUUGGAAAUUUUGUUUAAACUAGAUUUUCCUUGAGUUCUCUCCCUCUUCCCACAAUACUGUAAUAUAUAGCCUCACAUAAGGAAUUGUGUCUGCAUAUUACUGAGAUCGGACUUUCCGGAAAGCUCUCCAACAGAGAAAAUCCUUGUCCCUUUAGAACUUGUUAGAAAACAUGAUGGGCAGAACUCAGCUUGUUUUUGACCAUGGAACCAUUCAUACCCGUUUUAUAGGUAAGAGUUCUUGCUAGGUGGUAGCUGUAAUAGCACAGUAAAGCAUCAUCUUAGUAGGAUGUGAUGUUAAAUACAUUUUAAACUUCCCAAUUAUGUGGUAAGAUUUGCCAGGGCCUAAGCUUCAUAAUGCACACACUUCUAGGUUACUGUGCUUCCAGUCCAUGUUAUUAUAGAAACUUCACUUAUAGUCUGCAAUUCUGUGGCUCAUGUACAUUAGAAUGUAGAGUUUAUAACUAGACCAAAUGCCACUUGAGUGUUGGUUAAAGCUGUAUCUACCAUACUGGAUUUUGAAAUAUUAGUCAUUGCACAACUAAAAUAUUUUACCUGUUUAAAUCAUUGACUAAAACACAUAGGAUUCAUCCAUUGCUC